AGAGAGCUGCUCCCAGUAGGUGCUUCCUAAGAUGAAAAAACAAAAUAAUUUAGUAGGGAAGUCCUCACCCAGGACAGAACCUCCAGGCUCAGGUGAAUGGAAAGAGUAAUUUGCUGACAGAAAGAAAGCCAAGCUGUCGGGAUGGGGUGUUGGAUUUUGAAUGAGAGCCUCUCCAUCAUAUUAGCACUCUCGUGGCUGGGAGUGAAUUUAUAUCUGUUUAUCGACACAUUCUGUUGGUAUGAAGAGGAGGAGUCAUUUCUGUACACGCGAGUCAUGCUGGGUUCAGCACUGGCCUGGGCACGAGCGUCCGCAGUGUGUCUGAAUUUUAACUGCAUGCUGAUUUUAUUACCAAUCAGUCGAAACCUUAUUUCAUUCGUGAGAGGGACAAGUACUUGUUGCCAAGGCCUAUGGAGUAGACAAUUAGACAAAAACCUCAAAUUCCACAAACUUGUUGCCUAUGGGAUAGCUGUUAAUGCAACCAUCCACGUUGUGGCGCAUUUGUUCAACCUGGAGCGCUACCACUGGAGCCAAUCCCCGGAUGCAGAGGGACUUCCGGCCGCUCUCUCCAAACUUGGCAGCACCCCAAAUGAGAGCUACCUUAACCCCAUCCGGACCUUUAGCACGAACAUAACUACUGAGCUGCUAACUACAAUAGCAGGUGUAACUGGCCUGGUGCUCUCUCUGGCUUUAAUCCUGAUCAUGACCUCUUCAACUGAGUUCAUCAGACAAAUCUCCUAUGAGUUGUUCUGGUACACACACCAUGUUUUCAUCAUCUUCUUUAUCAGUCUGGCUGUCCAUGGGGCAGGCGGGAUUGUCCGAGGCCAAACUCCUGAGAGUCUAUCCGAGCACAACACCACCUUCUGUAGGGACCACUAUGGCGAAUGGGAGGCGGCUGCCCAGUGCCCUGUGCCUCAAUUUUCUGGCAAGGAACCAUCGGCUUGGAAAUGGGUUUUAGGCCCUGUGGUUUUGUAUGCGUGUGAAAGAAUAAUCAGAUUCUGGCGAUUUCAACAAGAAGUUGUCAUUACCAAGGUGGUAAGCCAUCCCUCUGGAGUCCUAGAGCUUCAUAUGAAAAAACGAAACUUCAAAAUGGCGCCGGGGCAGUACGUCUACUUACAGUGCCCUUCCAUAUCUGCCCUAGAGUGGCACCCCUUCACACUCACCUCAGCCCCCGAGGAGGACUUCUUCAGUGUGCACAUCCGGGCUGUGGGGGACUGGACUGGGGCUUUUUUUAAGGCCUACGGAGCAGAGGGACAGGCCCGCAAGGAGCCCUGCCGGUUGCCAAGGCUGGCGGUGGACGGGCCAUUUGGAGCCGCACUCACAGACGUGUUCCAUUAUCAGGUGGGCAUGUGCAUUGCCGCAGGAAUAGGAGUCACUCCCUUUGCUGCUCUUCUGAAAUCUAUAUGGUACCAAUGCCGUGAGCCACAAACCAAGCUGAAGCUGAGCAAGGUGUAUUUCUACUGGAUUUGCCGGGAUGCAAAGGCUUUUGAGUGGUUUGCUGAUCUCUUACUCUCGCUGGAAACACAAAUGAGUGAGAGAGGAAAAGCUCACUUCCUGAGUUAUCAUAUAUAUCUUACUGGCUGGGAUGAAAAUCAGGCUAUUCACAUAGCUUUACAUUGGGAUGAAAAUACUGACGUGAUCACGGGCUUAAAGCAAAAAACAUUCUAUGGAAGACCCAACUGGAACAACGAGUUCAGACAGAUAGCCUAUAAUCAUCCCAGCAGCAGCAUCGGUGUGUUCUUCUGUGGACCCAAGGAUCUCUCAAAGACACUUCAAAAGAUGUGCCGCUUGUAUUCAUCAGCUGACCCCAGGGGUGUCCAAUUUUAUUACAACAAAGAAAGCUUCUAGACUGUUUAGACAAAGCCCAGGUAUUGUGUAGGUGGCUACUAUCAUAUAGGCCAGGAGUUGGAAAACUUUUUUCUGUAAAGGGCCAGAUAAUAAAUAUUUUAGGCUUUGGGGGUCCUACGAUCUCGGUCACAACUAAUACAUCCGUGGUCCCUAUCCCCGUAAAACCUACUAAAAAUUCAAG
Loxodonta africana (African savanna elephant) is the source of this 2026-nucleotide messenger RNA. It is a transcript of the gene NOX3, whose product is annotated as NADPH oxidase 3. The coding region runs from base 142 to 1845 and encodes 567 amino acids. Gene Ontology annotation, cellular component: plasma membrane; NADPH oxidase complex. Gene Ontology annotation, biological process: superoxide anion generation; defense response. Gene Ontology annotation, molecular function: superoxide-generating NAD(P)H oxidase activity. The transcript is spliced from 13 exons. The record is from RefSeq and is a predicted model, not a curated record. Lineage: Eukaryota; Metazoa; Chordata; Mammalia; Proboscidea; Elephantidae.